Molecule: messenger RNA, 3291 nt
Organism: Pocillopora damicornis (cauliflower coral)
Lineage: Eukaryota; Metazoa; Cnidaria; Anthozoa; Scleractinia; Pocilloporidae
Source: RefSeq, a predicted model, not a curated record
ACAGCCUUCAGACUUGAUUAGCUUAUCGCGCUUUGAUCAAGGCCCUCGUGCAUUUUACAGCAUUCGUAGACUUUCGAAAUGUUGAGCUGGUUCAUUUUUUGCUUUCUAGCAGGCUUGCAAGCUUCUUUUGGGAACUAUGUUCCCAUUUGCCAGCAGGCAAGUGAACGGAACGUAUCUAGCCCAGAACUGCCUACCUUUCCCACGGCCUUCUCGACCUCUGUAGAGGUAAACAUCGUCAACAAGAACUACACUGCCAUUUACAAGGAAUUCUAUGACCUAGCCGCGAAUAAGGGUAGCUUGCAGCGAACAAAAGAUGGAAAGACAACCCGCUCUAUCUACGACUACAGUUUAGACGAGAGAAUCGAUUUGGAUAUGAGUGCGCAAAACUGUUUCGUCUCUUCUAUAUACGUAGGACCACAUCAUUUUAAUUUCUUCGGAAACAACAACUCGCACAUCGAAAGCGUCUCACAAUUGUUUCAUUUUGCAAAAAGGUUUAACGAAACCUAUAUGGGUGUUGUGUCCAUUCGAGGAAUCAGAUGCAAUCAUUGGAGGGCUUGUGUUGUGCAUGGUAAUAGUUCAUAUUACCUGGACUAUUAUUUUUCAGUGCCAGGUUGGAAAACAAGUUGGCCCAAUGCAACAGUGGUGCGGGCUGUCUAUAAUGGUACAUCUGUCAGGGGUGGUGCCUCACAUGAUUUUUAUAAUAUUUAUGACUUUUUCAAUUUCCGACCUGGUUCCCCAAACCCAUCUGAAUUUCAGCUUCCCAGUGGAUAUUUCUGUGCAGGACUUAAAGGUUUAAACAAGACUGUCCCUAAAGUUCCUUCAGCGUUUAGUGUGAACUUUGAAAUGGUUUUGAGAGGCACCCGGAGAAACAGAACUUUUUUUGUUGAUUCAAAUUGGCAGGAAAUUUAUGACCUUGAGAAAAAACUGUUCUUGGUGAAGUACCCAAACUGGUUUAGUAGCCAUGGUCAAGUUGUAACAAUCCAUGAUUUCAACACAGGAAUUUCUUACAAUAUAUCAACUGGCAAGACUGGGCCAGUGUGCAACAUAUCUGCUCUGUCUUCUUUGACACGAAGUUGGGAUGUGUAUCGUGAUGGACACCACCACAUUCGCAUGAAGACAACUCAUCAGUUAUUUAACACACCUCAAAGAAAUGGGUCAUCUCCCCUUAUUUACAAGGGUUCUUCUACUGUGCGUGGAAUUGAUGUAGACAUCUGGGUUGGAAAGGGCAUGAUCAAAAACAGGACUUCAAAUGAGUCGACUGAGACUAUCUUUGAGUAUUCCUUCUCAAAACCAAAGUGGAUAUUCAUGGCAGGUUCACAGACCAACCAAACCCAGGUCCCUGUGCGCCUCGACAUGUACAGAUCAGAUGGACGUCACUUGAUGUUUAACAUGUUCAAUUUUGAUGCUAAGGCUGCAGAGACAACAGCCUUUGACAUUAAACCUUGCUUCAAAUGGGAUGAGCAACGCUAUGUUCAGUUUAACCUUAAAGGUAAUUAUGCAAAAUAUGCUGCCUCAAGGGAGUUCAAGUUAUCUCUCAGCAAGACUAUCAGUGAAGCAGCAAAUGUGACAAUUAUCAGAGUAAAUGGAAUGAGGUUAAUGGACAAUGAGGGUCAAAUGACUGUUGCUUUCAUUUUGCUGAACAAAACAAAGCCUGUUGUUGAUGCAGAGGUUACAAUAUAUCCUGAAAACGGUCUCAAGGAUGCAGUGGGUACCUUAAAGAAAACAGUUCAGAGUGGAGCAUUCAAAGUUAACUUCCAAACCAAAGCCAUACCUGCUGAGAAGUCUUCUUUCAGAGAAGGCCUGGUGCCAGCAACACCUCCUCCUGCUCCACCCAGACCAACAGAGAAACCCACAGGCAAACCAGGUCCAGGGGAUAAAAGUGAAGUCAAAACAAAGGGUGUGUCAAGUGGUGCAGCAGCUGGAAUUUCUAUCCUCAUGCUCGUAGUUGGAAUAUUUGGAGGCUUGGUUGUUGCACAUGUGAUCAUGAAGCGUCGUGGAACAAGCUUGUUCCAGUAUCAGCGUCAGGCAUAGCUUUAGUUGUGUUCAGUUAGUUGUUUACAGUAUAACCCCUUUUGUAUUACUCCAUUGUGCUAAAAUGUUUUGUUCCAUUUGUGUUAAUAAUGAGCAUAAUUUACAUUGGUCCAAUGAAUGUAGAGUAAGGAUCUAAAGCUGUUAUGGGUUUUCUGCCACUCAAGUCUGGUUUCAUCAUUUUAGAAUAUCAAGUACAGUACAGUGUGAAAGGGAGUGAUAUGAGUUACAGCAAAAGUGAGGAAGCCACAGUUGAUCUCAGUUUUAAAAAAUGGAUUGUUUAAGAAGCUUCUCUGAAUUGUAAGAUUCUGGCAGAAUCAAUAGUGUUAGCCAUGUUUUAUUAAUUUUUUAAGUUACAAUAACUGAGGAAGUAAAAAACUUUUUUAAAGAUCCACCUAAUCAGUUGUUGGGGAAUCUAUGUGGAAUCUAUGGAUCUAUGUGCAAUCCAAACAUAUAGCCAAUCCCUUAAUCCUUUAACUCACAAAGUUGAACAGAAUAUCAAUUCUGCCUCUGUAUGUGUCAUAAAUUUCUUAAAGUUUUAGCAUAGGGUAUUUUGGUCAUCAAUCUAACAAUAUCCUAUAGCUGAUAUUUUCAGGCUUCGAUCUCUAUCACCUUUCUGCUGUAAUAUGAAAAAUGCAUUUUUUGUUGCUCUUGGGAGUGAAAGGGAUAAAAUAAGCUGAUGGGAGAAAUAAUGUGCUCUCUAUUGUUUUCCUUUGUGACCAGAUACAUGUACAACAUAUUCACUAGAAGUUGUAUGAUACGAGUACAGAAUGCAUAUGUACGAAAUGCAUUUGUUACAAAGAAGGCAUUCUGUCUAAGCAUUCAUGUAAUUAUUUACAUUUUGUUUAGCACCUGUGCACUUGAAGUUUCUUAAACAUGUAUUGACAAAUGCAUAGUCACAAUGAAGUGGGAAUGGGAACUCUUCUCACUGACUCUAAAGUGUAAAAUCUAUUCUUUCAUACAAUAUGCAGACUUAUUUAACUGUGGAAUAGCUAUAAGCUAACAUAAUUUAAGCUAGGUAUAAGUGGUAAGUUUCUAUGCCCAUCCAUUUUUAACACCUUGUAGUAGUUAGAGGAGUAAGAUUUAAAAAUGUGUGGGUAAGGUAUUUUUAUUUAUUGCUGAGCUGUUGAUGUUCGUUAUUAUUAAAACAUCAACUUCGAGGAAACAAUGUUUUCCUUUAAGUAAAUAAUGUGUAAGGUGGUGGCUCAAUGUGAGUCAGUCAGCAACUUUAUGUGAUUAAAUUGUGGAUGAAAAGUUUGGGAA